Molecule: messenger RNA, 1851 nt
Organism: Selaginella moellendorffii
Lineage: Eukaryota; Viridiplantae; Streptophyta; Lycopodiopsida; Selaginellales; Selaginellaceae
Product: pentatricopeptide repeat-containing protein At3g02330, mitochondrial-like
Exons: 3
Coding region: 365-1798 (477 amino acids)
Biological process (GO): RNA modification
Molecular function (GO): protein binding; RNA binding
Source: RefSeq, a predicted model, not a curated record
GGAAGCGCGGCCAUGGCGCUGGGCGCGACGCUCUCCAAUCCCAUCCGCGCCAGAGCUCCGCGCAAGGAUCGCUUCGCUGGAUCAGACAGGGAAAUCCUCCGGAGAUACAAUGCAAUGGUGCAACAAGGAAUGCGAUCGUUCAGCAUCGGACUCGUGCUCGCGGCAUUGAAAAUCUGCAAGAAUUCCAGGGACCUUGGCAGCGGCAGGAAGAUCCACAGCGAUCUGGUAGCCAGCGGCGACAACGCAAACGUGGUCGUGGCCAACACGCUGGUGGAUAUGUACGCAAAGUGUGGCAGCAUGGCGGAGGCUCUGGCGGUGUUUCGAGAGCGGAGAUGGGGAGUUUGCUCUCGAGCUCUACGCGGCAAUGGAGGAAGAAGGCGUCUCUCCAAACCGCGUCACGCUUCUAGCGGCUUUGAAGGCCUGCGCUAGCCUGGCGGAAAAGGGAGAUCUUUCCGUGAGAUCCAGAUGCCUGGACCGAGGCAUUUUGAUCCACGAGCAAGCUGCCAGGAGCCAAGACGAUCUCGAGGUGGCGGUGGCAACGAGCCUGAUGGAUAUGUACACCAAGUGUGGUGCCAUGGUGGAAGCUCGCGGGAUUUUCGAGAAGAUGGAACGGCGGGACUCGGUGUCAUGGAACUGCAUCAUUCUUGGCUAUGCUCUCGCCGGGGAUGGAAGCCUGGCCCUAGAGCUCUUCGAGAGGAUGAAGAUGGAGGGCUGUGUUCCAGACUCGGUGACUUACGUUGCGGCUCUCAAGGCUUGCUCGAGCUUGGCAGAGGCAGAGGCGGAAGCCCCGGGGCUAGACGGGAAGCUCGUCAAGGCCGGGAGUUUUGAGACCGGGAGAAGGAUCCACAGGCAGGCUUCUCAGGGAGGGGACGAGUCGGACUUGUUCGUGGCGACAACGCUGGUGGACAUGUACGCAAAGUGUGGCUGCAUGGCCGAAGCUCGCAGUGUCUUUGGGAGGAUGGAGGAGCCCAGCGUGGUGUCCUGGACGGCGGUGAUCCUCGGCUACGCUCAGACUGGGGAAUGCGAGCUCGCGCUCCAGUUCUACGCCCGGAUGAAGCAGCGCUUCUGCGUCCCGGACGCCUUCACUUACGUCGCUGCGCUCAAGGCCUGCGGGAGCUUGGGUGCGCUGGAGAGAGGGAGAAGAAUCCAGGCUGAUAUCUCCAGCGCGGGUCUCCAGGGGGACGUAUUCGUGGCCAACGCGCUGGUGGAUUUCUUCGGCCAGGUUGGGAGCAUGGGCGAGGCGGAGGAGGUGUUCCAGACCAUCUCCCCGAAGAACUUGGUCUCGUGGAGCGCUCUCAUGGCCGGGUAUAGCUUCCAAGGCAACGUUGGACGAGUUCUAGAGCUGUUCGAGAGGAUGCGGAGGGAGCAGCCGGGGAUCCGACCGGACGAGAUAACUUUCCGGACGAUUCUCACGGCUUGCAGCCACGCCGGGAUGGUGGACAGGGGGAAGGAGUGCUUCGAGGAGAUGGCUGGGGUGUUUGGGAUCCGGCCGGGGCUGGAUCACUACAACUGCAUGGUGGAUCUUCUGGGACGAGCUAACCAUCUGGAAGAAGCGGUGGCUAUGGCGAGAGAGAUGCCGUUUGAGGCGACCCUGGUGACUUGGACGACGAUCCUCGGGGCGUGUCACAAGUGGAAGGAUGUGGAGGCGGCGAGGGUGGCGUUUGAUGCGGUGGUGGCGAUGGAUCCCAAGCACGCUGCUGCGUAUGUGCUCAUGUCCAAUAUCUAUGGAUUUGCCGGGAUGUGGGAGGAGCAAGCUCGAGUCAUAGAGAUGGGAAGGCGAAACACGAUAGUUGCGUGAGAUGGUAAAAAUUAACGAAUAUUAUAAAGUUGUUGGAACCUGUUAUUCUAUAA